AUUAUGAUCGUCACUUUUGUCGAAGCUAUUGAGGAUAAGUUGAGGAUUAUCAAUGUUGUUAAUUUAGAAAUGGACCUUCUAAUUUUAAUACUAUACUUUGUAAAUUGUGUAUCAUUCAUAUAAUAAGUACCUGUGCAUUCCAUUAGGAAUCGUUUUUAAUUCCUUGAAAUGUAAAAACUAAAGAAUCUUGUUCAAUUUAUUCUUUGGCUUAUUUUUUACUAUGAUCAUCACUAAGGAAUGGUUCAUUUAUAUAUUCACUUGGACUAUUUUAAUUUACUUUUUGAGUAGAAUCUUUAAAGACCCAUAUUACCCAAUAUUUUUUGGUGGAUUCCUUAUUCUCUCAUAUUGUCAUGUGUACAGAUUAAUAGUAACCAUAUUAUUAUGAUAUCUAUUUAGUAUGAUUACUUAAGUUGGAAAAUGGAUUAUAAUUGCGUUUAGAUGAUGAUAACAGCACGUUACAUAUAUUAUGCAGUUGACAAACCUAAAAUUAAAGAAAACAACUCAUUCCUUAUGUUUAUGUCAUACAUUUUUAUGUAUCCAAAUCUCUAUCUGGCUCCUCUUCCAUAUUUUAGCUUCGUUGAUCUUAUUACACGUAAAGAAGAUUUUACUCAUUACUCAAUCAAACCUGCUCUAAUUAAUCUAUUCAAGGCUAUGCUCUUUACAGCAGGGGAACUUUUUAUUAGGCCAAAGUUUGAUACAGAAGUUUAUUUUUCAGAGAAUUGGGCUCAUUACAAUUUAAUUGAAAAACUGUUUAUCACUUAAGCAGUUUCAGUAGUCUUAAGGUUUUCAUACUUUACAGCUUUUAAGCAUUCAUAAGCAGCCAUGGAUGCUUUUGGAAUUACUUAUAAUCCAAAAACAAAAAAAUGUGAUAGAUUUCCUGUUGCUGAUUAUCAUUAUGAUUUAGAGAAGAAUAUAAUGAUGAAAACUUCAAUGUGGAAUACAAAUGUUUAACUUUGGUUAAAACAUUGUUUUUAUGAAAAAUUGAAUCAUAUAUUUGGCGGUUAUACUUAUUACAUAACAUUUUUAAUAAGUUGCAUUUGGUAAUAUAAUGUAAUAUGAGAUUAGGCAUGGUUUUUAUAUGACUUAUUAUUUAUUUUUUGUAUUUUGGGCAAUAAGUGUUUAGAUUUGCAAAUAUGUUUACAAAGCUUAAUAAAAAUUUUACUUGUAAUAAGAUUAUAUAAUUAUAGUAUUCCUGAAAGGAUUAGACAUAUAAUUUGUUGGUUUUGGAGUUGUAUGACAAUAGAUCAUUUUGCAACAGGAAUGAAGAUUUUGGAUUGGAAGAAGGCAAUAUAAUUUCAUUGUAGUGUGAAUUGGAUAAUCCAUAUAUAAGCAUUGGUAAUAUUUGGAUUCUUUGUGAUAACAGGAUUUGGAUAAGGUUAAAAAAGGAAGAAGAAGGAUUGAUAUAUAUAUAUAUUGAAACAAAAGUA
This is a messenger RNA of Paramecium sonneborni, 1427 nucleotides long. NCBI's taxonomy places the organism in Eukaryota, Ciliophora, Oligohymenophorea, Peniculida, Parameciidae. The record is from the annotation of a GenBank genome assembly.